Messenger RNA from Fusarium redolens, 933 nucleotides. RefSeq lists its product as uncharacterized. Bases 1 to 933 code for a protein of 310 amino acids. Lineage: Eukaryota; Fungi; Ascomycota; Sordariomycetes; Hypocreales; Nectriaceae. The transcript has 3 exons. The record is from RefSeq and is a predicted model, not a curated record.
AUGAGCGGCGAAAUCAAGACUAUUGCCCGUGCCCUUCGCUCUGCGAGCCACAACACCCUUCCCAAUGGUGAUCUUGUUCUCCUCAGCAACCAAGGCCGUCGUUUGAUCGAGAAGGUCUAUGAUGGUGACGAGCUCAAGGACCAACGAGUCGUUGCCGCUGGAGUCAAAGAGGGCUCAACUGCAGCCUACGCCGUGGCCAAAGACAGGACCUUCGUUGUGUACAUUGGCGAUGAUGCUUUGAUCAAGGCCAGUGAAUUCGACGAGGAUGCUGAAGAAUGGGAUGAUGCCGAACUUGAAGGCCUCGGAGAUGUGUCCGUUCACGAUGAAAGCCACAUCACCGUCGCGGGUCUUCCUGGAAUGAACCUUGUCCUGUACCAGGCACCUGAUGGUUCUAUCAAGACCAUCCAGCACAAUAAGGAGUCUGAUAGGUGGACUGAGCAGUUCAACAUCCCGGGAACAGCAGCAACUGGAACUCCUAUUGCUGGCUUUUCGACUGACGAGGCUCUAAUUGUCAGCUUCAUUGGGCGGGACAACAAGAUCCAUGCUCAUAAACGAGACUUUGAGACUGGAGAUUGGACUGACAAGAUUCUCCCCGAAUCCUCCUUUGACGAACCUGUCAACAACCUCAUCGUCGCCCAGGACAAAGACAGUGGCAAUUUUGAGGCCUAUGUCUUGGCCAACAACACAGUCUAUAACAUCACCAAGACCGGUACUCGCGAUACAGUCGGUGCUUUCAACCAGGAUGGAGACUUUGUGCCUGCUACCAAAGCUGAGUCUGGAGGCUGUUACGGAAACAACUGGGGCAACUACUGCGGAGGCUACACCUGUUAUCGCGGCUGUAGCUGUGGCUGCGCUCGUGGCUAUGCUUGCGGCUGCUACAGUUGCGGCUGCGGAUGCCCUCGUCCUCGUUGCCAGCCUCGCUGGGGAUGUUAA